This is a messenger RNA of Cornus florida, 1075 nucleotides long. RefSeq names its product transcription repressor OFP17. The record is from RefSeq and is a predicted model, not a curated record. Lineage: Eukaryota; Viridiplantae; Streptophyta; Magnoliopsida; Cornales; Cornaceae. The transcript has a single exon. Gene Ontology annotation, biological process: negative regulation of DNA-templated transcription. Bases 1 to 555 code for a protein of 184 amino acids.
AUGAAAGUGAAAGCUCCGGUUUCCUUCAAAUGCAAGAAGCUUCUCAACCCAUGCAGAAAAAUACUACAAAUCUUCAAAUUCAGAUUCAAAAAGCCCCUCUUUAUAAAAUCCCUUCAGUUUCGCCGAAGCCAGACCGAAGUCAGAAAGAGGCCUAAGAGAAAUCGAGUCCUUGCAUUACUAUCAGUUUUGCGUUCACGUAAAGAGUCGAGAAAGAUGGACCGAGCCAUGGAGCUCAAGAGCUUUUCAGAUGCAGGACAUCAGAAAGCGCCCUUCCCAUCGCCUCUCACGCCAGCUUAUGUAAGAAUGAGUGUAGCUGCUAAGAAGGAAGUUUCAGGUCAGGAUGAUGUGGAAGACGCGUGUAGGAGUUUCGAGAACUAUUUGGCGGAGAUGAUUGUGGAAGAGGGGAAAGUGAAGGAUUUGAUAGACGUAGAAGAGCUUCUCUAUUGCUGGAAGAACCUAAAGUGUCCUGUCUUCAUUGAUCUGGUAUGCAGAUUCUAUGGAGAGCUAUGCAAGGACCUGUUUUCCAGUAAUGAGCACUGCAUUGAAAGUCCCUAAUGCCCAUGUUAGAAUUGUUCUUGCCAAGCGCGCAUGUAUGUUUCUGUGCAACAAAUAAUGCAGGGAUAAUUUUUCUGGAAAUGUAAUUUUUCAUCUAUUUCAAAUCCAAUCAUAAUAUAAAAAGUAAAAAAGAAGAAAAAAAUAGCAUACCCACUAAAGAUUGCCAAAAGGGGUUACAAAUCAAUUUUGCAAGUUCUUCCAAGUUUGUGAUAGUAUUUUAUGUCAGUCAAAUGUCUUAGAGGUUCGAUGUAAAAAUGUAAAAUAAAAAAUAGUAAUAAUCUCUUAGAGGGACAUUGAAAUGUAGGAAAGCAACCAAUCUUGAUUAUGCUAUCACAUGUCAUGCUCAAGAAAUCAAGAUCAGGCAGCUUUUUCAUGAUCUUCUCAAGAUGAAGAGCAUUAUUUUAGUAUACCAUCAAAAAAAAUAUUAACGAAAAUUAAUGAUCUUAUCAAAGCGUAUAGCUGCAAUUUACAAUAAACUAGACUGUGAGAUCUUAUAAUAUGUUGUAAUCCUGUCAACAAG